AUGGCGUCACAUAAUUACCCUCGUCCUCGUCCUAGACCAGCUCAUACAAGAGGUGCAACUUAUCUUUCAUAUACGCCCGAUGGAACUAAGUUAAUUUCGGUGGGAUCAAAUAAUACUACUCGAGUGUAUAAGACUGGCUUUGAUGGAGAACCUACCAACAUUGAUGAUUGCCCGGAGCAAAACACCGGAGUUAAAUCUACUAAUGACUUCUUCGUUAUUGGUUCCGAAGAUGGUAAUAUCAGCAGGUUUUCUCUUCAAUCGAUGUCUUACGAGAAAUACCUUACAAGAUGCUCCCUACCUAUCAGGGAUCUGGCUCUUACUCCAGACGGGAAGUGGUGUGCAGUCGCAAGUGAUGAACUUGCCGUCAAGAUUGUCGAUACAGAGGAUUGUAAACAAGUUAUGACUCUCCGGGAACAGCCUAAGCCUAUCAAGCACUUAUCAUUUGAUCCCAACGGCAGUUACAUUUCCUUGUCAUGCACCGAUGGCGUAAUUUAUGUCUACUCUCUUCUGGACAAGGCAUCGGAAUUGGUGAGGAAGAUUGACGGCCUAAUCAGAGCUGUCGAAACAGAUGAUGAAAUCUGGACUGGUGUGGUGUGGCACCCAGACGGUAGGGCUUUUGCCGCUCCUACUGCUACCAGAGAUAUACAGGUUGUAUCUGUUGCAGACUGGGAAUUUCAGAGAAAAUUCGCAGAUGGACAUGACGCUGACAUACUGGCCAUGGCAUGGUCCCCAAACGGGUCUAUGCUUGUAUCUACUGGCAAAGACAAGAAAAUUCAACUCUGGGAGACCAAAACGCAAAAGAUUAUCACCACGUACGAUUAUGCUAACGUCAUGGACCUGGCGUGGCACCCCUCACGAAAUCUAUUUUCAUUUUCCAAUACUGAGGGGGAAGUUUAUAUCUACAAUAACUUUGUCCCUGGUGAAUACUCUAACCUACUAGAAUUGCCGCUUCAGCCUGCACCUUUUUAUCAUGACCCCCUUCAUAGCCAGAGCAAUUUGCCUAUUCGAAGUACUCGAAGGCAAUCUCAAGAUAGUCUCGACGACAUUCUCGGCCCCGAGCUUAUAGAUGACGAGGAUGACUUUGUUGUUGAUGAUGAUGGUGCCGGAUAUGCUCUCGGUAGAAAUCAAAAUGGAAAAAGAAUACAUGCUGAAUUGGAAAACUUCGAGAGUGACUCAAAGCGCCUCCAUCAGUCAUGGGAGCCAAAAAUUCACAAGUCAUUUCAACCUGGCUCGACACCUUGGCGAGGUAAUAGAAAAUACCUCUGCCUGAAUUUAAUUGGCUUCGUUUGGACUGUGGACCAGGAUACUCAUAAUACUAUAACAGUGGAGUUUUAUGAUCAUGAAUACUAUCGCGAUUUUCACUUUACAGACACAUUCUUAUAUGACAAGGCUUGCCUGAAUGAGCAUGGUGCACUCUUCUCUUGUCCUUCCCAAAAUGAAACUUCGGCAGUUAUUUUCUAUCGGCCUCAUGAAACAUGGACGGCUCGAACAGAUUGGCGUACCGAGGUUCCUCUAGGAGAAAAUAUAACAGCUAUCUCAAUGAGUGAUUCAUUUGUUACCGUCAUUACCACGGCCAACUACAUCCGAAUCUAUACCUUAUUUGGUGUUCCACUCCGAGUGUAUAGGCUAAAAAGUAGUCCAGUAGUUACAUGCGUCAGCUGGCGUAACUACGUCCUAACUCUAGGAAACGGACCUAUAGGCGCUGACGGUCACGCCAAGCUUCUCUAUUCAAUUCAAAAUAUCAAACGAGAUGAGAUCUGCCAAAAUGAGGAUACAGUCGCUCUCCCACAUGGUGCAACUUUGAAAACAGUUUUCUUUUCUGAUAAUGGUGAUCCUUUUAUCUACGAUUCAACGAGCACACUUCUUACAUUGCUUCAUUGGCGUAUUCCUGCUCAAGCUCAGUGGGUUCCGGUCCUUGAUACUCGGCUUCUCUCACGGCUAGCAUCAGGUCGAAAAUUGGAGACUUACUUUGCUGUUGCUGUCUCUGAGAAUAAGUUUCACUGCAUUAUCCUUAAAGGAGGAGACCAAUACCCAUAUUUUCCAAGGCCUCUCCUUUCGGAAUUCGAGUUUGAGGUGCCUCUAUUACAACAACCAUCAGACGGCGGGAAAAUAGAUAGCGAUCACGAUAUAAUGAAGAAGCUCGAACUUGACCUUGUUCUCCAUAACAUACUCAAAGCUCAGCAACAAGAUCUAAUCGAGAACACUCAAAGUUCUGUUGAGGAGAGAGCUCGAUUACAAAAAACCCUAGUAGAAAUAGACAAGACACUACUAAAGAUGAUUAAUAUAGAGUGUCGGGAGAGUGAAGAGAGAGGCAUGCGCGCACUCGAAAUGGUAAAACUAAUACAGGAUAAGUCGGGGAGGAUGAUUGAAGCUGCUAUCAAGAUUGCCGAGAGAUAUGAUAGAGCUGUGCUCAUCGAGAAGAUUAGUGAAAUCGGUGAGUCAUUACUAGUACAAAAUGCAACUGAAGAUAUCUAG
Blumeria graminis f. sp. triticale is the source of this 2475-nucleotide messenger RNA. The record is from the annotation of a GenBank genome assembly. Lineage: Eukaryota; Fungi; Ascomycota; Leotiomycetes; Helotiales; Erysiphaceae.